AUGCCUGUUUGUGCAUGUCUCUCCCAUCCCCAUUCUCCAGUGGGGUCGUACCCUUACCACUCCUUCAGCUGUGUCCCUGUUGGUCCCUGUGUGGUGAAGGUCUGGGGCGCCAACAGCACAUGCGUUGUGAACAGCAGUGGGGUAGCAUCCUGUCCCUGUGCGGUCAAGGCCUGCAGCGCCAACAGCACGUGCGUUGUGAACAGCGGUGGAGUGGCGGCCUGUGUGUGUGACGCAGGCUUCGUGCUGCAGGCCAAUGGCAGGACGUGCAUUGAGCCGUGCUCUAUCUGUGACGGCAACCAUGCAUGUGUGAAGGACGCUGCGGGUGCAGUGACCUGUGUGUGCAAAUACGUGAUACUCACCUCUCACCACUUCUCACCUCUCACCACUUCUCACCUCUCACCACUUCUCACCUCUCACCACUUCUCACCUCUCACCACUUCUCACCUCUCACCACUUCUCACCUCUCACCACUUCUCACCUCUCACCACUUCUCACCUCUCACCACUUCUCACCUCUCACCACUUCUCACCUCUCACCACUUCUCACCUCUCACCACUUCUCACCUCUCACCACUUCUCACCUCUCACCACUUCUCACCUCUCACCACUUCUCACCUCUCACCACUUCUCACCUCUCACCACUUCUCACCUCUCACCACUUCUCACCUCUCACCAAUACUCACCUCUCACCACUUCUCACCUCUCACCACUUCUCACCUCUCACCACUUCUCACCUCUCACCGCUUCUCACCUCUCACCACUUCUCACCUCUCACCACUUCUCACCUCUCACCACUUCUCACCUCUCACCACUUCUCACCUCUCACCACUUCUCACCUCUCACCGCUUCUCACCUCUCACCACUUCUCACCUCUCACCACUUCUCACCUCUCACCACUUCUCACCUCUCACCACUUCUCACCUCUCACCACUUCUCACCUCUCACCACUUCUCACCUCUCUCCACUUCUCACCUCUCACCGCUUCUCACCUCUCACCGCUUCUCACCUCUCACCACUUCUCACCUCUCACCACUUCUCACCUCUCUCCACUUCUCACCUCUCACCACUUCCCACCUCUCACCACUUCUCACCUCUCUCCACUUCUCACCUCUCACCGCUUCUCACCUCUCACCGCUUCUCACCUCUCACCACUUCUCACCUCUCACCACUUCUCACCUCUCUCCACUUCUCACCUCUCACCACUUCCCACCUCUCACCACUUCUCACCUCUCGGGCCCACUCGACAGUCUUCUCUCGAAUGACUGCUCUGGCCUACCGCACACACAGCACCACAUCGUCAGCUCACCCCACACGAUCCCCCCCUCUCUCCCCCGCUCCUCCUGCCCUCCCCACAGACCCCCCACGUGUGGGGCAUGCCCUGCAGGACCUGCCACGUGUGGGGCAUGCCCUGCAAGGGCCACUUGAAAGACCUGCUUCGUGUGGGGCCUGCCCUGCAGGAGCUGUGUGCACGCCUCUCCCAUCGACCUGGCCUUCUUACUGCAUGUGCGCUCCUGGUUACGGCAUGACCAGCACUGGAUGCGUGCAAGGGGCCACCCCCACCGUCUCCUCCACCAGCUUCACCUUCUAUGAUCACCCCAACUUCACCAUAACUCGCUUCAUAUCCACUAUGCGGGUCCACUGGGAUGGCUGCACCGACAUCACUCUCCCCCGCGCCUCUGAUGUCCUGUCCUACACCCGCAUAGAGCCGGCCCCGGGUGGGAUGGGAAAUUGCACAAAUGUGUGUGCGUACUAUGGGUAUGGGUGUGCCGGAGCGUGCAAUUCAUUGUUCAGCUUGGCGGGUGCACCUCAGAUCGGCGUGUGGACCAUCCC
Closterium sp. NIES-65 is the source of this 1829-nucleotide messenger RNA. The record is from the annotation of a GenBank genome assembly. NCBI's taxonomy places the organism in Eukaryota, Viridiplantae, Streptophyta, Zygnematophyceae, Desmidiales, Closteriaceae.